Paramecium pentaurelia is the source of this 192-nucleotide messenger RNA. The record is from the annotation of a GenBank genome assembly. Lineage: Eukaryota; Ciliophora; Oligohymenophorea; Peniculida; Parameciidae.
AUGAAUGAAUAUUUUAUGCAAUUUUAAAAUUAUAAAAAAGGAUUUAACUAAGAGAAAAGACUUCAGAUUAAACUUAGUAAAUAAUCUAAGGAGAAGAUUAACAAAAAUUAUCAUAUGAAAUAAAUUUUUAUAAUUACAGAUUCUUUGCUCUAAAAACAUUUCUCAAUGCCAUUAUUAUUGGUAUUUUAUUGA